AUGCAGCAGGCAACUACACUUCUCUGCUCUCCGACGCUGCCAUUCUCUAACCAUCCCCUUCUUUCUCCUCUUCGAACCCGACCUUUUCUCACUCUCUUACCUCCUUCCCCUCUACAAUUGUUGCGCUUCAAACCUCCACGGAAUCACCUUCGUCCCAUCAUUUCCCCUCUCCACAGCACUGCUACCCAAGAGAUUGUUGAAACUUCAAAGAGUGAAUCAGAAUUUGUUGAAGUUGGGUAUAUUUCUAAUGUUCAUGGCCUUCAGGGAGAGAUUUCUGUAAAACCAACUACAGAUUUUCCUGAGCUACGCUUUUCCAAGCCUGGGAGAAGAUGGUUAAGGCAACGAGUUUCAGGCAAAGAUGUAAUUCGGGAAGUGGAGCUGGUUGAAGGAAGAGGACACCAUGGACGCAAGAGUUGGAUACUUAGAUUUGGGGGAAUCGACACAGUGGAUGAGGCUAAGCUGCUUGUUGGGUCAACUUUACUUGUACGAGAACAUGAAAGGCCAGAGUUAGAAGAAGGAGAGUUUUAUUCUCGUGAUCUCAUUGGAAUGAGAGUGAUCCUUAAGGAAACUGGUGAAUGUGUGGGAACUGUUGUUAAUGUUUUCGACAAUGGAGGUAAUGAUCUUCUGCAGGCAAUGCUCUACAGAUCUUCAGAUGUGCCUGAUGGAACUGAAAAGUCAAAGCCAGCAGAAUCAGGGGUAUCUGGUCACCUUGCUUGGAUACCUUUUGUUGAAGCAAUUGUUCCAGAUGUCGAUAUGAAUAAAAGAGAAAUGAGGAUUACGCCUCCAAAAGGACUUCUUGAGUUAAACGUACGCCUGGAUGAGAGGUCCAAGAAAGAAAGGCGCGAACUUGUUUCUCUUAGGAUAGAAGAAAAGGACCCCUUUGUUUCACCUUUUCCAGAUUGGUCUGCUGUUGAUCAAUCACAUACACUUGCACUGGUUGGUGCUUGGGGCUCAAGAGGCAUCUUUGACACAUUUCAGGAUUGGAGAGAGAGAAAGAAAUUCCAAAGACGCCUUAUAGCAGCUAAGAAGAAACUCUCUGAAAUGGACCAAAAGCAUGUAUUUGAUGGACUCAGAUAUGGGGACAAAUCUAAAAGGGGGUUACUGGCAGACCAGAUUGUUGGUGUAAAUUCCAAAUUGCUUCAACAAGCCUUGGAAAAUAUAGAGAUAUCCUCUAAGAGAUGCUUUGCAACUGAGUUAAUCAGUGCCACAAGAACCAAGGUAACAAAAAGUUCUUUGAAGAUAUCAAAGGAGUUCAUCACUUGUGCAAAUGAAGAGAAAUUGGGAGCGAAUUUCAAAUUGCAAGAAAAAGGAUCGUCUCUCUAUUCUAAAGGACAGGUGGCCAUCGUUUUAGUUUUGAAUGACAUUGAGAAGGAAAAAGGGGAUAAUCCUGGUGUAGUUGACUCUGAAAGUAGUGAGAAUUCACUGCUUUUCUUCCUUCAAAAAUUAGUUUCUGAUGAUCAGACAUUUGUAAAGAUGGAAGACCGUGCAUCUGUGCCUUUGAUUUUGGUUUGCCCUGCGCAAGAAAUCCAGUCUUUGGAAAAGCUGUUCUCAAAUAAUGAUUACUUCGCAUUCAACUCCAACAACGUAUGGUUUUUGGAAGAAGAGAAAAUUCCAGUUGUUAACAGUUCUGAAGAAGAACAGAAGAGACAUAAAAUCAUGAUGAAGUCACCAUGGGAAAUGCUGCAAUCACCAGUUGGAUCUGGAGGAGUUAUUAGCUUGCUUUCUUCUGUCAAUAUUGCAGAGAAUCUCAGCGAAAUGGGUGUGGAGUAUAUUGAGAUUUGCAGUAGCAGCCAAAAAUAUUUUGCUGGGAGUUCACUUCUACUUGGGUUUGUUAACUCACGCAAAGCAGAAAUAGGGAUCAAAAUUGGCGAAGAUACAAAAGAUCUAGAAGGAAGUUUUGACAUGAUAUUUUCCUUGAACUUCAUGAAGUUGCUGGCGCAACAAAUCCAUAAACUCCAGUUCUAUGCAAUCCCAAAGCCAAAUCUGCACGUCGAGGUGGUUGAUAAGGAGUGGAUUGAUGUUGUCCCAUCAUCUCCCAACUCAUAUGAACUGCGUUCUUCUAUUUACGGUUCCUUGAUGAAUGCUUGUCCUCUUGAGAAGAUUUGUGUAAUGGAGAUAACAGAAUAA
Messenger RNA from Dovyalis caffra, 2127 nucleotides. Lineage: Eukaryota; Viridiplantae; Streptophyta; Magnoliopsida; Malpighiales; Salicaceae. The record is from the annotation of a GenBank genome assembly.